GGGGCGAAGCUCGGUGCAGCAGGGGCAGGACGCGCACACUCGCGCUUUUUGGCCCCGCACACCUACGCGCGCACCAAUUCCGACGCCCGCGCACUUCAAAUGCCGUUCUCCUACUACAAGCGUUAAUGAGCUCCUGACCACAUGAGCACGUUUAGAGAGUCUCAACUGAUAUUGAGAACAUCACCCUUACCCUGCCCCUCAUGUUCUUGUAAAACUUAAAUAUAUCACCAGUGGCUACCUGAGAAACUUUAGGAAGUUCCUUGACAUCCCUGCGAGGCUGUCCCGCAAAGUGAAGCGUGCAGCUUGCAGUUCACAGCGCAUCCCUGUGCAAGCAGGACAUGCGAGACACGCCGAUUUAGCUCAUGACCGCCGUUUGAAGUAAAACAAAAAGAAAAAGAAAUCGACAGAGUUGUGUGGGCUGUGCAUGGUGGUCUAAUAUCGUCUCGACACGGACUUCCACCAAAUCGGCGCAUCUUCUGCGCGCGUGCAGCUGCUCAGUCUGGCUUCUGUGUUGGCAAGAACGCGCCCAGUGCACGAAGCCUCGUCGGACCCCGUUUGGUCGGCACCGCUGGAGAUGUGCGUGUUCGGCUCGGUCGUCGUCGUCAUUGGCGCGUUCCUGCUUCACACCUUGGGCGAGAAUAAAUACGACCUGUAUGCUGCCAUGGAACCUCAGUCAGGGUACGGGCCAAAGGAGCCCGAUGUGUACUCCCGCUACGUGGCCUUCCUGACCGAACGAAAUGCCGGGCCGAGCGUCAAACAGCAGCUGGCUACGAAGCAGUCGCAUCCCAAUCCGUCCCCGGCAUCGCAGAGUGCGAAGGCCGAUCACGCUGGCCUUCCGUCUUGCGAGCUGCCUGUACCUGCGCCAAGCACGGUCGAUCGAUGGAAGUCCGCCGACGCACUCGGUGCAAUGGAACGAGCGGACACGGCAGCCGACGCCUCCGCGCUGCACACGACCACAGCACCCAGCGGGCUCACCCUUGAGGAGGACGCCCAUCGCACGGGAAACGCGGCGACGGUGGCUACGACGACCCUCGCAGAAACGAACAUGGCAGCGACGUUGAGCGAGGCGAAGGACUCGGGGACUUUCUCUUCGAAGAAGAUGAGCAAAGUGUCCCACUGAAUGUUAGAUCGGGUGAAGCUGCGACGAUUUAUUACUGUGCGCUUCUUAAAACAUUGGUUGCUUUUGCGAAAUGACCCGCAAACUAACCGACACACGGUACUAUGGUGGCGUGAGUCUGCUGCCUUUGGGAUCUUUGCUGGCGCACGCAUUGCUAAUACUAUUGACGAAAAUAUAUAAAGUCGAAACGGAACCUGCGCGCUCCGAUUUGUAUUACACGACUGAUAACAAUUGAAAUGAUAGCGCAGUCUUGUCUCGGCCACGUUGUCUCACCUUGCCAAUUUCGGCAGACAAGAGGUCCAAAGGUGAUUUUGUUUCGUUAUUUCGAUGUUUUCAUUCCUUCGCGUUCUAGUGAAGUGACGAGAAAAUUUGAAGCAAGAGCGAUUUCCCUUUUUCUGAAGGUGCUGGGUUGUGUGUCUGCAUGUUGCGUUGCAAAUAAUGCUGAGACGAAAUAGCACUGACGCCUUGUUAUUGCACGCGAGUUGCUCUUAUGCUGGUAUCUUGUUACGUACACUAAACUACAAAGGCACGCUUCUUCCUGGGGAUAUCUCUGACAUAGUGUUUCGCGAAUGCUGGACGGUAGCUCGUAGACAUGGCCAGAAAUCCGGGACACGAGACGCCCAGCACCCUCUCCCGGUGUGUCUCCGCUCGAAGCGGAGACCCACCGCUUCAACAUCGUCAUCGGCUCAUGUUCGGUAUUUCUUGGGAUAGAAAUCAAGAAAGUUAUAUGUUUUUUGGACAGACAAACCUACUGAAGGUAGCCACGCACGAUUUCUUUACAUAAUGGGGCAGGGAAAGCAUUUGGCUAUUCAGUAGGAUGUUCAUAACUUCAAAUGGCUUAAAAGAAUUGCCGCCUACACGGAAUAUAAGGCUUAUGCUAUGUUGGUUUUGCAUUGACAAAAUAAAAAAAAAGUUCGUUAAGUGGAACCAUUGAGCAAUGUGAAUUGAGCUAUGCAAUCAUUGAGCUAUUGAGGGGGCACGAGACCAGCGUUGGCAGCGUUGUGCUUAAUGGACACGUUCUUGCACUGCAGGCGGUAUUAUCACAUGUCUUUUCUUGGCUCUCGUAAGCUCCCGAAUUCCGGACUGGCCUUGCCUCACCAUUCCCGAGCUUCAAAUAAAGCCAUGGCUCCUACACCGAUGUGCCUUUACUGGAUUCAACUUCCGCCGUAGUUGC
Molecule: messenger RNA, 2291 nt
Organism: Dermacentor andersoni
Lineage: Eukaryota; Metazoa; Arthropoda; Arachnida; Ixodida; Ixodidae
Source: RefSeq, a predicted model, not a curated record